Messenger RNA from Exophiala mesophila, 1590 nucleotides. RefSeq lists its product as uncharacterized. Gene Ontology annotation, biological process: transmembrane transport. Bases 1 to 1590 code for a protein of 529 amino acids. Gene Ontology annotation, molecular function: transmembrane transporter activity. The transcript is spliced from 3 exons. The record is from RefSeq and is a predicted model, not a curated record. NCBI's taxonomy places the organism in Eukaryota, Fungi, Ascomycota, Eurotiomycetes, Chaetothyriales, Herpotrichiellaceae. Gene Ontology annotation, cellular component: membrane.
AUGGCUGACACCAAAGUCAAGGAAUACCAUGGCUCUGAGGAUAUGCCGACCCCAGUGGCGCCAAUACAGAGGCAAGCGCUCGACGACGAGCAACUCCUAGCUGCUCUCGGUCACAAACAAGAGUUGAGAAGAGAAUUCUCCAUCUGGUCGCUAGGAUCCUUGUGCCUUUGCUUGAUGGCUACUUGGGAGGCUCUCUCCACUGUGGUUGCCCCAGCUUUGAUCAGCGGAGGCGCCCCUUGUCUUUUCUACAACUACAUCAUUUCCUUCCUGGGUACCGUCGCCGUUGGCAUAAGCCUCGGAGAGAUUGCUUCCAUCUGGCCAACCGCUGGAGGACAGUAUCAUUGGGUGGCGGUUCUCUCCCCGCCAAAGUCACGAGUGGUUGCAUCUUGGUUCACUGGCUGGAUCUCAAUUGGCGGCCAAAUCGUCCUGACCGCUUCUGCUGCUUUCGCAGGAGGUCUUCAAUUUCAGGCACUUAUUACUCUCAAUCACCCAGACACAUAUGUACCUCAAAGAUGGCAGGGAAUGCUCUUCUAUUGGCUUGUCAUCGCCUACAGCACGGCCGUUAACAUAUGGGGCAUGAGAAUUCUCCCCCACACCAAUCUAGCCUCUGGAGUGCUGCACAUCGUCGGUUUCAUCGUUGUCACGGUCGUCGUCGGGGUCAUGUCGGACAAGCAUUCAGCACACUAUGUUUUUGUCGAAGUCUCCAAUUCUAGUGGCUGGAGUAGUGAUGGGAUUGCCUGGCUCGUUGGUCUCUUGAGCUCGGUUUACCCCUUCCUUGGUUAUGACGCUGCCGCCCAUCUUUCAGAAGAAUUACCAUCGCCAUCGAGGAACGUGCCUUUGGCCAUGGUUGGCUCAAUCGUCGCUAAUGGCAUCAUUGGCUUCAUCUAUUGUCUGGUGCUCUUAUUUUCUCUCGGAGACCUGACCACUCUUUUAGAAACACCAACUGGAUUUCCCUUCAUGCAGCUGUUCCUCAACGUCACUAAGUCGUCGGCAGCAGCCACCAUUAUGACCCUGAUCAUCUGUCUCAUUGCCACAGCCGCCAAUGCCGCCGGCUUGACCUCGACAAGUCGAACGUUUUGGGCAUUUGCAAGAGACGAUGCGGCACCGUUCUCAAAGUUCUUCUCCCACGUCGACCCCAAAUUGGAAGUCCCGAUUCGGAUGGUGGUCCUGGUUGCUAUCCUACAAGCCCUUCUCGGGUUUAUUUACCUCGGGAACACAACGGCGUUCAACGCGAUUUUAUCCAUGGCCAUCAUUGGGAUGUAUCUCUCGUACAUACUUCCAAUUGCCUACAUGCUGUUUUGUGGACGGAAAAGUCUCGCACCCAGCCAGUACGGACCAUUCAGGCUCGGGAAAAUUGGUGGAGUCGUGGCUAACGUUAUUGCGUGCCUCUGGCUCAUAUUCGCCAUAAUUUUCAGUACAUUUCCCAACUUUCAACCAGUGACGGCUGAAAACAUGAAUUAUAGCACUGUGGUGCUUGCUGGCUGGGUUCUUGCAGGUGCUUGCUUUUACUUUUUCUACGGAAGGAAAGUGUACAGUGGGCCCGUUUUUGAGACUGAGAUAUUGUCUGUGGUGCAGUCCAAAAGUACAUGA